Trypanosoma theileri is the source of this 3339-nucleotide messenger RNA. RefSeq lists its product as uncharacterized. Lineage: Eukaryota; Euglenozoa; Kinetoplastea; Trypanosomatida; Trypanosomatidae. Gene Ontology annotation, molecular function: protein binding. The record is from RefSeq and is a predicted model, not a curated record. The transcript has a single exon. Bases 1 to 3339 code for a protein of 1112 amino acids.
AUGCGGCAUUCGGAUGUUCUUCCGCGACAGAGCACGAGAGAAGUGAUGACUGAGGCGGACGAGUUGUCAACAUCUGAAGGAGACGAGCGGCGCGGGCGCCUGGAGGAACUGCGGCAGUUGGAGCAAUCAAUAGAAACAGCCGCCGGCGUUGUCUUUCAACAACAUCUUGCAAUUCUGCGUUUAGAUCGCGAGAUACUUUUCGCGGAGAAAACACAUAGACAUCUUCACACAACAGAGAGGAAUCAAGCCACUCGUACAGCCUUUACACAACAGUUACAGGAUGUGGAGGAUCAUUUGGCUCAAGAGACGAAUAAAUACAUUCGAGUCUCUAAUGUAACGGCACUUUACUUUCUUAAUAAGAAACAAUACUCUCGUGCACUGCAGAUGUUAUUAAAAGUAGAAGGGAUGCUGCAAAAAGGCACUGGAAAGUGGUUUCCAUUCCUUCAAACAACGGAAUGUAUAGUACAGAAUUCUAAAGGUUUUAUUCAAUCUGUGGAAGAUCCAUAUUUAAAAGAUGCGGAAUGUGUACAAGAGAUUUGUGUUCCUUUCUUUACAAAACGUCAUGAGAAGAUGCGACAACUCGCUUUGGCGGUUGUGGAAAAUAAUAUUGGUCUGUAUCAUUUUAAAAUAGCCGAGUAUGAAUUAGCCGGUCAACGUAUGACCCGUGCUCUUCAGUUGGAAGAAGUUUUAGGUGUAGAAACAAUUGGAGUCACUUAUUUCAAUUUAGCCCAAACUCAAUAUGAACUAGGUUGUGUGGAAGAGGCUUUUUCCACUAUCAGCUUAGCAGAGGAGGCGAUUGAAAAACGUAUAUACGAUGGACGAACCCAGCGGAAUAAUCUCCGCCGAAUAGCCCAACAUCAGAGUGCACUUCCCGCUACUACUAUACCAGGAUUAGAAAGACGUGUAUUGGAUGUUUAUCUUGGUUGGCGUGAGGCGGUUUGUUUACUCUCACGGGUGUUAGAUAUGCAUGGACAAUGGUUAGAGGAAAAUAAAGCCUAUAAGGCGGCAAUGCAUCGAUAUGAACAGAGUGAACGUUGGAUCUCAUCUGUAAAGCGACAGAGUGUAGAGGAGAAAUCAUGGCGAGAGGAACUGCAGCGACGAAUGCAGGAAUGUAAACGUCGUUUACGGCAUGGUGGUUGUGUGCCUAAACCACCUGUUGUGUUAUCAUCAUCAUCAACAACAACAACAACAAAUGCGGGUAUUUCUUUUUCUUCUUUUACAGCUGCUGCGGGAAAGCCAAAGAGUAUUAUUGUGACGACUACACUUCCACGUCGAGUGGAGAUUGCGUUUGGGAUCACACCUUCUCUACUGGAAGAUGACAAUGAAGAAGAAGAAGAAAGAGAACAACAACAAACAGAUGGAAUACGAAGAAGGAAAAAAAAGACACAACCCAAACACUUUCAACAUAGAAAAUAUCCACAACAACCAAAAGAUCGACCAACACGUUAUACUGAUAUGAAUGGUCUCUCUGCCGCCACUUCACUUCCCUGUAAACAAAGUGACCAGUCGGAGACUCUCACAAAUGACAGUCGUGGGAGUUCACAUCAUCUUCGGUAUACUCCACACCGGCCAGCGUGGGAUUCAACCACAACUAUCAAUCGUCGAGAGGAACGACGUGCGGCUUCACGUCCAAUAAACACAAUAAACACAAACAACAUUCCAACAACAACAACAACAACAAGAGUGAACGUCAACACUUCAUCGGAUCCACAGACAUCAUCACAUAUCAUCAACUCAACCUGUAAUACACCACUCGCACAAAAAAUAGCAGCAGUUGAACGGCAUUCAAGAAAACAUACACAUCAUCAUCAUCAUCAUCAUAAUAGUGAUAAUGAUAAUAAUGGUACGGCAAACAUAAAUGUACAGACAACGCCUAAAGUGGGACCACCACGAUGUGAACGUGAAGGCCUCUUAUUCCGCCGCACACGAACAGACCUGCAGACAUCCACAUCAACAACCUCCACUAACACUACUACUAACACGACAACAACAUCAGUGCCAUCAUUGGCGCGGUGUAUUCACAUUUUACAAGCCUUUGCACGUGCACAACUCUCAUGUUUGGAACGUGAUUGGCGUGCAACCCCCUGCGGCCAUGUACAUGUUCCUUCUUUUUCUCCUUUAUCAUCAUUGGCGACUUCUUCACCGGUGAGUGAGGGGCCACAGUGUAAAAACCCUACACUUCGCUUCCAUUCAAGUAGUGAUCGCUCCACUGAGCAUUGUGGUAUCUCCAACACCACAGCCCCACCACACACAAAAGUGUAUACAAACAAAGGGGAGAUUGUGUUGGCCUUUUUCGCAGCACGUCGUUCCGCUCUUCUGAGUUUUCAGAAACACUUGGAGCAGAAAUAUAUGCAAAUUAUGAAGGGAGUGCCACGGGAAAUUGCGGCUUCUAUUGGACUAGCACAAAAUAUGGAAGUUGAGAAUAAGGCAAGAGAAGAAAAAGAAGAAAAAGAAGAAAAGAAACAAAUCAUGCCACAGACGGCUAGUGUGAAUGGGAUUUCACAUAUCACCUAUGAAACUCCAACAAAGAGUUCAUUAGGCAACAAGAAUAAUGGUUUAGAAGAAUGUUGCGAAAUGGAAGAAAAACCAACGCAGAGUGAAAAUUAUAAAAACAGUAAUGGCGUCUCUGAAGAAAGAUAUCAAAGGCGGUACAACUCACUUCUUCGUAUGGGACCUAGAGUAGAUGUGGAGAUGAAAGGCUACAACCACAAUCACAAUGAUAACAACAAAAAUAAUAAUAAUAAUAAUAAUAAUAAUAAUAAUAAUAAUAAUAAUAAUAAUAACGCUACUGCCCUUAAUGGGCAAUUAAACGGUAUCCCAAUAUCCAUCUCUUCUCAAGCUGCAACGCUUGACCCUCAUUCAAAUAUUUCUCUGACUCCACAUGUAUCUGAAGAUUCAUGUAGUCGUAAUGGAGUAACAGAUGAUUCCGCCCCAUCAUCACGACGAAUGAUUAUUAGUAAAGAUUCUGAUCGCUCACGUCUAACUGGAAAUGAUGUACAAAAGAAUACUGGUAUCCCUCGUGUUAUUUUUAGUCGAAUUCCUAGUGGUUUCGCAUUUACAGAUUGUUUUAAUGGCGGUGGUGUGAAUAGAGAAGAGUCCUACCAUAAUAGGAAGAGUCGACUAAAGACACGAAACCCCAUUUAUGGUCAGGUAUCCUCCUCCUCCUCCUCAUCGUUGUUAACAAAUAGUGAAACCACAACAAGUACGGCCCGAGCGACAACAGAACUUAUUAAACAACGCAUUCUGAGAGAAGAGGCGGCAACGAUCAUUCAAAAUGCAUGGCGCUGUUGGAAGGCACGCAGACAAUAUGAGGCAGUACGACGACUCAUUUAUAGAUGA